Molecule: messenger RNA, 1233 nt
Organism: Cordyceps fumosorosea ARSEF 2679
Lineage: Eukaryota; Fungi; Ascomycota; Sordariomycetes; Hypocreales; Cordycipitaceae
Exons: 1
Coding region: 1-1233 (410 amino acids)
Source: RefSeq, a predicted model, not a curated record
AUGGCCGACUCUGGAAUGAACGUCUUAUACACAGUUGGUGGCUACGCUGCCCUCGCGGCACUCGGCUACACUGUAUACCACUAUUCCACUGGCUCUGAUGUCAAGAGGCGAGCAGCCGCUGCAAAGGCCAAGGCUUCCCAGCCCGAAGUUCGCAAGGAAGAUAGGAAGAAGAAGCAACGCAUGGAAGCUUUUGCACAAGAGACCCAGUCGGCCUCCAAAGCUGCCCAGGCUGCCCUUCCAGAGGUUAAGGAGCCCGAGGCCACCACAACCACCAUCCGUGACACCAUGGACGACUCGGCCGCCAACCGCGAGUUCGCGAAGCAGCUCUCCAAAGCACAAGAGGGUACAAAGUUUGCCGCCAGAUCUGACGCCAAGCAGCGCGAGAAGUCUGUCAAGCAGUCCAAGGCUGGCCAGAUUGACGCCACCAAGGCCACCAAGACCGAAGCUCCUGUCCCGGCUCCCACUGCCCUUGUUCAGCCGGAAGCCCCUGCCGAUGUUGAAGAGCUGGUCGAGGAAGCGACUAGCGCUGCGCCCGCUGAGGCUGGUCGCGUCGAUGACAUGCUUGAGCCCAAGGCCCCUGCUCCCACUGUUCUGCGCAUCAGCGAGUCCUCCAAGCCCAAUGAGCAGAAGAAGAAGGAGAGCAAACCGGUCGAAAAGGGCGAGACCAAGAAGCAGCGCCAGAACAGGAAGAAGGCCGAAGCUGCCAAGGCUGCCCGCGAGGAGGCCGAGACUGAGCGCAAGGCUCUCGAGGAGAAGCAGCGUCGCCAGGCUCGUGUUGCCGAAGGCCGUGCUGCCAAGGAUGGCUCCCAGUUCACCAACGGUGCCGCCACCGCAUGGAAGCAGGGUGCCCCUAACGGCGCACCCAAGACCAAUGGCGAGCUGCACGCGCCUCUUGACACCUUUGACACCACCUUGGCCCCUGCCCAGCAGACCAAUGGAGCUGUUAACGCUGCGCUUGCUGUAGUUGAAGAGCCUGUCAAGCAGGAAGAAGAGGAGUGGAGCACCGUCAAAACCAAGAGCUCCAAGAAGAAGGCAGCAGCUGCUAGCAACUCCGGCGACGAGGAGCCCGCCGCUGCUCCGGCUGCUGCCCCGCAGGCCAAGCCUGUAACGAAGCAGGUUGCUCCCAAGACGAACGGCAACAGUGCCAACACCAAGAAAGCCUUUGGUGGCUCCUUCUCCGCCUUGACGAACGACGACGCCGAGGAAGAGGAGGAGGAGGAAUGGGACGUCUAA